CCGGAGGAGCGGCCCGGCGACCCCGCCGCCCCGGAGCCGGUGUCCCGGGCGGCCGUGUCGGACCAGCCGCUGGUGCAGCUGCUGCAGCCGCUCGUGCCCGUCUCGGGCGCGUCGCCCAUCGCGGUGCCGCUGGUGCCCGUCUCGACCACGGCUCCAGCGCCCGCCGCGGCAGCCGACGCCACUGCGGGGGUCCCGCCCGCGCAGGGCUGCUUCGCGGCGAGCUCGGCGUGGGAGCCGAUCGACAUGUACCUGCCCAGCAAGGAGGCCAGCGAGGAGGAAUGCCAGCGCCGCUGCGCCACCACGGCGGGCUGCGCGCACUUCUCGUUCUACGUGCCGCUGGGGCACUGCCACAUCCAG
Molecule: messenger RNA, 357 nt
Organism: Prorocentrum cordatum
Lineage: Eukaryota; Dinophyceae; Prorocentrales; Prorocentraceae
Source: the annotation of a GenBank genome assembly